Molecule: messenger RNA, 1278 nt
Organism: Chionomys nivalis (European snow vole)
Lineage: Eukaryota; Metazoa; Chordata; Mammalia; Rodentia; Cricetidae
Gene: Krt40
Product: keratin 40
Exons: 7
Coding region: 1-1278 (425 amino acids)
Molecular function (GO): structural molecule activity
Source: RefSeq, a predicted model, not a curated record
AUGGCUUCCGAUGAUUCCCCUGCGUGCUGCUCUUCUGAGCCCUGUGCAGUUGCCUCGCCCUGUCCCACCGACACGACUUGCCUUCCCAGCACGUGUGCCACAUCCAGAUGCCAGACUCCGAGCUUCCUCUGCAGGGCUCACCUCUCAGCCGGUCGCCUCUCACCCUGCUACUUCGCCAGCAGCUGUAGCAGUCCGUGCCUGGUCGGGAGCUGUGCCUGGUGUGAGGAAGGGGCAUUCAACAGCAACGAGAAGGAGACGAUGCAGUUCCUGAAUGACCGCCUGGCCAGCUACCUGGAAAGGGUAAGAAGCCUGGAGGAGAACAACGCUGAGCUGGAAUGCAGGAUCCGAGAGCAGUGCGAGCCUGAUGCCCCAUUGGUGUGCCCAGAUUACCAGCGUUACUUCGACACCAUUGAAGAACUCCAGCAAAAGAUACUGUGCACGAAGGCAGAGAAUUCUAGACUUGCCGUUCAGGUGGACAACUGCAAACUGGCCGCUGAUGAUUUCAGGUCAAAGUAUGAGAGCGAACUGUCUCUUCGUCAGCUGGUGGAGAAUGACAUCAGUGGCCUUCGUGGGAUCCUGGGUGAACUGAACCUGUGCAAAUCAGACCUAGAGGCCCAUGUGGAGUCGCUGAAGAGUGACCUCCUUUGUCUUAAGAAAGACCAUGAAGAGGAGGUCAACGUGCUUCGUGAGCAACUUGGAGAUCGGCUCAGUGUGGAGCUGGACACUGCCCCCACCAUGGACCUCAACAAGGUCCUGGAUGAGAUGCGAUGUCAGUAUGAGACCGUGCUGGCCAACAACCGCAGGGAUGCGGAGGAGUGGUUCGCUGCUCAGACCGAAGAGCUGAACCAGCAGCAGAUGUCCAGCGCCGAGCAGCUGCAGGGAUGCCAGACUGAGGUGCUGGAGCUGAAGCGCAAGGCCAACGCUCUGGAAAUUGAGCUCCAGGCGCAGCAAACCCUGACAGAAUCUCUGGAAUGUACUGUGGCAGAGACCGAAGCCCAGUACAGCACACAGCUGGCCCAGAUGCAGUGUCUGAUUGACAGCGUGGAGCACCAGCUGGCUGAGAUCCGCUGUGACCUGGAGCGGCAGAACCAGGAGUACCAGGUGCUGCUGGAUGUCCGGGCCCGGCUGGAGUGUGAGAUCAAUACGUACAGGGGCCUGCUGGAGAAGGAGGACUGCAGGCUCCCCUGCAAUCCAUGUUCUACAGCGCCCACAACAAGCAGCAUGUGUGAGCCGUGUUCAGCCUAUGUGAUUUGCACAGUUGAAAACUGUUGUGCAUGA